ACCAAAUGGCGAGUUUUUUUUUCAAGGCAGAGGAAAUCCUUAGGAAAUGUGUGGGAUCACGCUCUGCGUUUCCAAGUAGCCUGAGCGUUAUUGACAGUUUAUUUUAAUUUCGUGACGGCAGUUUGCUGUGCCUACACAACGUCCGGUCCAAACACGGGUGUGGUGGCCGACAACUAAAGGGGGGGAAUAGGGGAAGCGACCGUCGUUAGGUCAAAAUGUCGAUUCAGUACGAGGUGGAACAGCUGGCUGACAGCUACGGGGUUGCGGACUCGUUCCCCAAAGAUUUCGGGUAUGGCGAAGAGGAGGCCGACAUCGAGGACAGCCCGGCGCCGUCCGACAGCAAACCCAGAAUCCUGCUCAUGGGUUUGAGGAGGAGUGGGAAAUCGUCGAUACAGAAGGUGGUGUUCCACAAAAUGUCUCCCAAUGAAACCUUGUUUUUGGAGAGCACCAACAAGAUCUACAAAGACGACAUCUCCAGCAGCUCUUUCGUCAACUUCCAGAUCUGGGAUUUCCCCGGCCAAGUUGACUUCUUUGAUCCCACCUUUGACUACGAGAUGAUCUUCAGAGGAACCGGGGCAUUGAUAUUUGUCAUUGACGCUCAGGAUGACUAUGUGGAGGCUCUUGGCAGGCUACAUCUCACCGUGUCACGAGCCUACAGAGUCAACCCAGAGAUCAACUUUGAAGUGUUUAUACAUAAAGUGGACGGCUUGUCAGACGAUCACAAGAUCGAAACCCAGAGAGACAUCCAUCAGAGGGCCAACGAUGACCUGGCAGACGCUAGCUUAGAGAAGCUGCAUCUCAGCUUUUACUUGACGAGUAUUUAUGACCACUCCAUCUUCGAGGCCUUCAGCAAAGUGGUGCAGAAGCUCAUUCCUCAGCUCCCCACCUUGGAGAACCUCCUAAAUAUCUUCAUUUCUAAUUCAGGGAUAGAGAAGGCCUUUCUGUUCGACGUGGUCAGUAAGAUCUACAUAGCCACGGACAGCUCUCCUGUAGACAUGCAGUCCUACGAACUGUGCUGCGACAUGAUUGAUGUAGUUAUCGACGUCUCCUGCAUCUAUGGUCUGAGGGAGGAUGGCAGCGGCAGCGCCUAUGACAAGGAGUCCAUGGCUAUCAUCAAGCUCAACAACACCACUGUGCUGUACCUGAAAGAGGUCACCAAGUUCCUGGCGCUUGUUUGCAUCCUGAGAGAAGAAAGCUUCGAACGCAAAGGAUUAAUAGACUACAACUUCCACUGUUUCCGGAAGGCCAUCCAUGAAGUAUUCGAGGUGGGCGUUUCCACUCCACGUCCGGUGGGUCCACAGGCAGUGGGCUCGCCUUGCACCAAGGCGGUCGCCCUCAACGGCACGCCCCGCAACACUGUCUAGACACUGAGAGAAAGUAAAAAGUAAAAAGACGUUUAAAAAAAAAAAAAAGAGGGUGGAGGACAGGAAUGAUGGAGAAGGG
This is a messenger RNA of Mugil cephalus (flathead mullet), 1443 nucleotides long. It is a transcript of the gene rragca, whose product is annotated as Ras-related GTP binding Ca. Lineage: Eukaryota; Metazoa; Chordata; Actinopteri; Mugiliformes; Mugilidae. The transcript is spliced from 7 exons. The record is from RefSeq and is a predicted model, not a curated record. Gene Ontology annotation, molecular function: GTPase activity; GTP binding. Bases 216 to 1364 code for a protein of 382 amino acids. Gene Ontology annotation, biological process: regulation of autophagy; positive regulation of TOR signaling; cellular response to starvation. Gene Ontology annotation, cellular component: lysosome; nucleus; Gtr1-Gtr2 GTPase complex.